AUGGGCCAACACACUACGUGGCACAAUAACAACGGAGCACGACUAGAAAACAAAAUUGGUCAUCUUCGGCAUGAUAGUUCGGAACCUGUGCAAUUUAAAGCUGUUGGCAUCAUGAAACUUUCAAGCUUGUUUCUUAAGUGUCUACUAGGAAUAAUUUACUUGACUCUUAUCAGUGCUGAUGUCCCUCUGGGCCCACCAGUCCAGGAUGACUUGUCCGACCAAACAACAAAGCAGAACCCAUCUAAUCCUCAAGGCUCCUCUGAUGGGGAUACUGUUGGUGACAGUCAUUCCGUAACAAAGGAAACGGGUGAUGAUAGUGCAUUUUACAAAGAAGAGCAACCGGCCAGUAUAAGUGACAGAUCAGAUGUGAGUCCUGAGGAUGAGUAUUUAUUAGAUGAGAAACUUCCCAAGAGCACCUUAGCCGAUUUAGGAUCAAUGCAAGAUGCUGAGCCAGAAGAAAAAUUUGACAAUGGUGACCUGCAGGAUAAUGUCUUUGAUAACUAUGAUCUUGACUCUAACUCUGACCAGAUUAAUGAGCCAGAAAUAGAUAGCCCUUCUGAGCUGCCAGUCAACUCUGAUACAAUGCAUAAACCUGAUGCCAUUGCGACUGAAGAAAAGACUGAUACUGAAGAAGUAAAGCUUUCUCCACAAGAGCAGAAAGCAAAUGAACUUUAUGAGCAAGGAGAAGCACUGAUAAACAACACAUACCACAAAAAUAACAAAGUUGCUUAUGGGUUUUUCGAAAUAGCUGCACAGUUGAACCACACCAAAGCCUUGGAGCACAUAGGAUUUUGUCAUUUCUUUGGUGACCACUGUAGCCAUAACAUUACUAAAGCCAAAGAGAUAUUUGAUGACCUUUCCAAUCGGGGAUCACCCAGAGGUCAAUUGGGCCUUGGAUUAUUGUACAGCAUUGGACUGACAGUCAAUUCCAGCCAAGCUAAGACAAUUGUUUACAUGACAUUUGCAGCUCUGGGUGGGGACCCUUUGGCUCAGAUGGCUUUGGGUUAUCGUUACUGGGCAGGCAUUGGAGUUGAAAUGAAGUGUGAAUCUGCCCUCACUUAUUAUAGAAAAGUAGCCACACUUGUGUCUGAGUCUGUGUCAAUAUCAGGUGGACCUGUUAUCCAACGUAUCAGGCUGCAGGAAGAAGUGGAGAACCCACAUUCAAAUUCUGGUUUACUUGAUGAUGAUCUUCUUCAGUAUUACCAUUUUCUUGCUGACAAGGGGGAUAUGCAAGCUCAGGUGGUGCUGGGACAGCUUUAUUAUCAAGGAGGUCGAGGAGUAGAGAUCAAUCAUGAGCGAGCGUUACAUUAUUUUUUGAUGGCUGCAGAAUCUGGAAAUGCUUUGGCGUUAGCCUUCCUUGGAAAGAUGUACUCUGAAGGUAGUCCUAUGGUAAAACAAAAUAAUCAUACUGCCAUGACGUACUUCAGGAAGGCCGCUGACAAGGGCAAUCCAGUUGGCCAGUGUGGGCUUGGGCUAAUGUAUUUGCAAGGAAGAGGUGUUGAGAAGGAUUAUGGCAAUGCUCUCAAGUUCUUCACCCUGGCUGCUGAACAAGGCUGGGCUGAGGGACAACUACAGUUGGGCAUCAUGCAUUUUAGUGGAUUGGGAGUGAGAAGAGACUAUAAACUUGCAGUGAAGUAUUUUAAUCUAGCCUCCCAAGGGGGGCACAUUUUGGCUUUCUAUAAUCUUGCACAAAUGCAUGCGACAGGAACUGGAGUGCUCAGUAAUUGUCACAUGGCAGUAGAGUUGUUUAAGAAUGUGGCUGAGCGAGGUCGCUGGAGUGAAAUGCUGAUGGAAGCCCAUUCUUUGUAUCGAGAAGGGAAUAUUGAUGCCGCCCUCAUCAAAUAUACAUUUUUGGCAGAACUGGGAUAUGAAGUUGCCCAGUCCAAUGUUGCCUACAUUUUAGAUCAAGGUGAGAGUAUGAUGUUCAUUAAACAAGAGACCUAUCAGCGGGCAUUGUUACAAUGGACUAGGGCAGCUGCUCAAGGUUCAACAAUUGCUAGAGUAAAGAUGGGAGAUUACCAUUACUACGGUUUUGGGACAAGUGUGGAUUAUGAGGUGGCUGCAAAUCAUUACCGGGUGGCAUCUGAGCAACACCACAAUGCACAGGCCAUGUUCAACCUUGGUUAUAUGCAUGAAAAGGGACUUGGCAUGAAACAGGACGUCCAUCUUGCUAAGCGGUUCUAUGACAUGGCAGCUGAGACAAGUGCAGAUGCCCAGGUGCCAGUUGCCAUGGCUCUCUUUAAAUUGGGGCUCUUUUAUGGCUUUGAUGUAUUUAGCAAAGAGAUGGAGUUCUACAGAGAUUUAAUAAAAAAAUUGGAUCCUCGAUUUUACUUGGGUCCUGAUUGGGACUUGUAUGUGAUCACAUUUUUAGCCAUUCUGCUUGGACUUGUUAUCUUGUUACAACGACAUGGCCAGGUGGCAUAA
Messenger RNA from Acanthosepion pharaonis, 2424 nucleotides. Lineage: Eukaryota; Metazoa; Mollusca; Cephalopoda; Sepiida; Sepiidae. The record is from the annotation of a GenBank genome assembly.